Protopterus annectens (West African lungfish) is the source of this 1411-nucleotide messenger RNA. Its product is annotated as solute carrier family 35 member E1-like. NCBI's taxonomy places the organism in Eukaryota, Metazoa, Chordata, Ceratodontiformes, Protopteridae. The coding region runs from base 1 to 636 and encodes 211 amino acids. The record is from RefSeq and is a predicted model, not a curated record. The transcript is spliced from 4 exons. Gene Ontology annotation, molecular function: antiporter activity. Gene Ontology annotation, cellular component: Golgi apparatus.
AUGACCUACAAUAGUAAGAUUUCUGUAAAUGUACAAGUGUUGAGAGAUUCUCGAAUACAUCAUCUUCGACUGCUGAGUAUUCUGGGAUACCAUGCUGUUUUCUUUAUGAUCCCUACCUGGGUCUUAAUUGAUCUAUCGUCAUUUUUAGUUGACACUGAUAUGAGUUCCGUAGUUGAAUGGUAUUGGACUUUAUUGCUGUUAACAAUUAGCGGACUCUGUAACUUCGCUCAGAAUGUUAUCGCAUUCAGUAUUCUUAAUCUGGUCAGUCCUCUGAGCUACUCUGUUGCAAAUGCCACCAAGAGGAUCAUGGUUAUUAGUGUGUCCCUUGCACUGCUGCGAAAUCCAGUCACAAUCACAAAUGUCUUUGGAAUGAUGACUGCUAUCCUUGGAGUGUUCCUCUACAAUAAGGCUAAAUAUGAUGCAAACCAAGAGGCAAAGAAAAAGCUGCUACCUGUUUCAUCUGGAGACCUUGAUCCUCAUCAUCGCCAUCAGGACCUUUCUUCAUCUAAGAUGCAGAAUGGCACCUAUCCAGGCAUAGCAGACUAUCAGUAUGCCAGAAAUAAUCUGACUGAUCAUUUCCAGUAUAACAGACAGAACUAUAGUAGUGCUUACAGUUCAAAUCGAUAUGACAUUUAGAGGUCCAGUGACAAAGGCUGCAGACCAAGAGUUUUUAGAUUUUAUCACCUGAGCUUCUCUCAAGCCACGGAAAAGAGCUGGAGUCUACCGUACUGAAUGAUGGCAUUCAGCAUCUUCAUAAAAAGGCCUACAUUAGGAGUUAAUUACAUUUCUAAUGAGUAAUAAGCUGUCAUUCGGACAGUUCACAGAAGUAGGUCAUCCAUGACAUAAAUACAUAGAAUCACUAUCCAUUAUCCUAUUGUAUUUGGCCAGGUUCAGCAAGAAACAAAAUCUUGUACUUUUGAAUACUUCAGUUGCAUAAUAUUUUUCAGAAUUUCUUGGAACUCCCCUGAAAGAGCCUGGGGUCUUCAGUGGGAGGCUGGCCCCACCAUUUAAGAAACACUGUUAUAAACUGUAAACUAACUUAUUUCUAGAAUUUAUUUAUGAAUGUGGGGAAAAAAGUGUUGCAGUUCUCCCUUAUAGUAUUGGCUACAGGGUGUGACCAGCCAGAGGAGAAUGAACAUUUGCAGGCAUUUCAGUUUUUUCUUCUGCCCAUUGGACAGUAGAAUGUUUAAGUACUGUGCACCUUACAAGGCCAUAGGCUUCAAUGUCAAACCAGGCAGCUAUUAUUUGGCACUUGUUUGGAGCAGAAAGAUUAGCAUGUAUAGUGGUUUACCAUACACGUAAUAAGAAAAUUAUUUAAACAUUUUUGUUACAUGCCUGUAUAUCUGGAUUGUCUGUAAUAACCAGGAAUGGGAAACUUAUUUUAAAUUGACAGAAUUGUUUUUGAACUGUU